UCCCAGGGCGAGUCCGGGGCUGGGGGCGUGACGUCAGGCGCCCGGGGCGGAAACGCGCAGGGCUCGGCUUGGGCCGCGGGGUCCAGGCGAGGGUCGCGGCGAGGGUCGCGGCGAGGGUCGCAGUGCGCGCGGGCCGGGAGUGCUGUGCGCUUGGAGGGCCCGGGAAGCGCAGGGCCUGGCGCUGGACACGGCCUCGCGCCCUCGGAAGGCCGCGCCUUGGUGCCCCUGCGGGGUCCUCCGCCGGGUUCGGCCGAUGAAGCCCGCGGCCCGCCUGGGCGCCCUGUGCCUGGCGCUGUGCUGCCUGGGCGGCGCGCGCGGGCUCUGGAGGAGUGACAGCCACGAGUGGCAUAAACUAAUUAUGGUUCACCACUGGCCUGCGACAGUGUGCAAGGAAGUUAAGAACCACUGCAAAGACCCCCCAGAUUACUGGACAAUACAUGGCUUAUGGCCUGAUAAAAGUGAAGGAUGUAACCGAUCCUGGCAUUUUAAUCCAGAAGAGAUCAAGGACCUUUUGCCGGACAUGAAGAUAUACUGGCCUGAUCUGCUCCAUCCGUCUCCUAACCGCAGCCUCCAUUUGUGGAAGCAUGAGUGGGAGAAGCACGGGACCUGCGCUGCCCAGCUGGAAGCCCUCAAUUCCCAGAAGAAAUACUUCGGCAAAAGUCUGGAUCUGUCUAAGGAGCUUGCCCUGAACAGCACGCUCCAAAAAUUGGGGAUAACACCAUCUACUUACUACCAGAUUUCAGAUAUUAAAGAUGCCCUUGUCAGUGUGUACGGAGUCGUGCCCAAAGUCCAGUGUCUUCCAAAACAGGGCGGCGAGCAGGUGCAGCUGCUCGCGCAGAUCGAGGUGUGCUUCUCCAAGGACCUGCAGCUGCAAAACUGCAUGGACCCCGGGGAGCCGGCGCCCCGCGGGCCGGAAGCGAGGCCGGCGGCGAGCCUGGGGCUGGAGGUCUGCAAGGACGGCGUCCUCUUUUACCCCGCACUCAACAAGACCAAUCACUGAUGCCCACAUUUUGUAAAUAGUCUUUAUUUUGAAACGCAAGAGGAAUUGACAAACCUCCGCUUUUCACAAAGCAGCUCCGCAGUGAAAUCUCCUGUUUACAGCCUCCUUUACUAAGCCUGUUGUGUUUGCUUUGCUUCGCACUCCGUGUCUGGGAGUUGAUUUUCGUGGUACAUGUAAAGAUGGGGUGAACACUGGGUACGUUGAAAGGGAGGAAAGUUCCCCGCCUCUUGGCUGCUUUGUGACUGCAGUAAAGCUUAUGGUUUUCUUUUUCUCUCCUUUAUCAAUCUCUGUGGCAGCCUUGGAAGACAAGUCUGGGCACAUGGUACCGAUUCAGGAGAACUCUGUCCUGUGUCCCUCAGUGAGCUGCCUUCUCGCUCUGAGUACUCCUGGGGGGCCGUUGGGACCAGCCCUCAAGCAGGAGCCCGGGCCGCCUCGCGGGGGGGGCACAGGAGGGCAUCUCCACCUCCGACCUCAGGGCUGCCGGCUCCUGUUCCGUGGUCACCCACCAGCGUCUCCCUCGGUGACCUGGCAUGGGUGGGCAUGGGCGUGUCCUCUGAGGGUGAGAUGCUGUGUGUGGGGGGGGGCAGCAGGGGCGGGGAGGCGGGGUGCUGCAGGCUUCUCUCUUCUCGCCAGAGGAAGCCUGGGCGCGUGACCGAGUGCCAGCCAGCACCCCCGGUCAGUGGGUGCUCCUCCCUGCAGACCGGAAAUGCCGCAGGUCAGUCUGUAUCCGCUUUCCUUUCCUUUCUGUCGGAAGGCAGCAUCAGGCCUUAGGGCGCUGGGGCUGACGUGGCCCCAGGGGCGGGCUGCCUCCUUGGGUAGUGAUGCCUGGUGACAGGGCUUGUCUCGGAGAUGAUGCGAGUCCCAGGCUCAGGGGCUGCUGCAGGCAUGGUCCUUACCUGCUGAAUGGCAUUUCACCUGUAAAAUGAGGAUACCUAAAGUGGUCUGUGAAGUGGACUUCCUGUGCUUUAUUAAAGCUACCUUUUAACAUUA
Messenger RNA from Balaenoptera musculus (blue whale), 1990 nucleotides. It is a transcript of the gene RNASET2, whose product is annotated as ribonuclease T2. The record is from RefSeq and is a predicted model, not a curated record. The coding region runs from base 254 to 1000 and encodes 248 amino acids. The transcript is spliced from 10 exons. Gene Ontology annotation, cellular component: extracellular region. Gene Ontology annotation, molecular function: RNA binding; ribonuclease T2 activity. NCBI's taxonomy places the organism in Eukaryota, Metazoa, Chordata, Mammalia, Artiodactyla, Balaenopteridae. Gene Ontology annotation, biological process: RNA catabolic process.